Amoebophrya sp. A120 is the source of this 474-nucleotide messenger RNA. Lineage: Eukaryota; Dinophyceae; Syndiniales; Amoebophryaceae. The record is from the annotation of a GenBank genome assembly.
CACCGCGACUCUCCGCGGGUACCGACACUUGACAAAAAUUCCGCCGGCCUGGCAGGAGUACCUGAUGUGCCAGCUGCACAGCUCGAUUUCGUACUCAAUCGAAAUCGGGCGGGUGAUUUUGUGGUUUUUCCUGUUGUCCCACUUUUUAGGGUGUCUCUGGUUCUUCAUCCAGUUACAGCACAACAGUUCUCCCGGUGGGAACAACUCCACGAUAUUGCUCCAUUUGGAUCAAGUGCAGAACCCAACCCUGUGGACCUUCUACGCCAACGCCUUCCGCGACGGCGCGUACAUGCUGAUGGCGCGGGACCGAUCGGCUUUCACGACGGAGGAGAUCGCUUUGCUGGGCUUAGCGGCGCCCAGCUCCGCGUUUUUCAUCAUGUGGAUGACGUCGCACUUCGUCGUUUUGUUGCAGCGGGUAAACAGCAUGCGGAGCCAGCGGCACGAGCAGUUGCAAUUGAUCCGAUCCGCGAUGGA